Molecule: messenger RNA, 5684 nt
Organism: Xenopus laevis (African clawed frog)
Lineage: Eukaryota; Metazoa; Chordata; Amphibia; Anura; Pipidae
Gene: parp4.L
Product: poly(ADP-ribose) polymerase family member 4, gene 1 L homeolog
Exons: 36
Coding region: 1150-5529 (1459 amino acids)
Cellular component (GO): nucleus; cytoplasm
Molecular function (GO): NAD+ poly-ADP-ribosyltransferase activity; transferase activity; glycosyltransferase activity
Source: RefSeq, a predicted model, not a curated record
CUAUAAUUUUUACCGGCCAGGCCAGGCCGGUAAAAUACCGGCCAGGUGGCAACCCUAGUCGGGUGGGCAUUGUAAUGUUGGGGGCUGGUGGAUGAUGUCAUGGGGCAGAGAGGGUAAUGCUCCGAGGGUGUACCUGUCCAGAUUUCUUAAUUUGUAAAUAAGAACAGCCAUUUUUUCACCUGGACUGUCCUUGUGAAAACUAGUCAGGUGGCAGCCCCACACUGAACAGGCUCCAUUUUUAUGCACUUGAUGCACAUUAAAAAUAUUAUAAAAUAGAGAAAUGUCCGUUGAACAAAACAUACUUACCUGUAUUUAAAGAAACACAUAAACAUGUGAUAUCUGGAUUUCCAGGUUGGAUGAUAUCACAGGCAGAGGCAGCUAAGGUGCAGGAGCUGGCUGACUUGAAAGGAAUGUAGCCAAAACAAGGGGAAGAGUUCUAUUAUCCUCUAAACUACUUUGCCAUAGCUCUAAAUGUAAAUUGCCAUGGGUAUGUCACACAAAGUACAUGUUGAAAAUUUCUACAAAUGCGUUUUCAUACAGUUAUGUAAUAUGAGUGACAUAGACACUGAAAUUUACAUUUAGGACAGUGGCAAGGUAUUUUGGGGAGUUUUGUGUCCCUUGGAUGUGCCAGUGGGCCAAAUUUCCCAUUGCUCAAAGAGCUGCCAACUCAUUUAUAUAAACCACAACACAUAAAAUCCUUACUACUCUCCAAGAUGGCUGCACAACCUCCCACACCAACAUUUUUUUACUUUCCAUGUAUUAAGCAUUAUUCUGUUAUUGUGACACCUGGUGUGUCUUGGUCACAAUGUGCAGCCCCAAUUUACGUGACUCAUAUGUAAGAGCAAUCAAGUAGCUCCUCCGCUUCAGGAAGCCCAGCGGUGCCAUAACAGAAGGCACAUCACUUGCGCCUCUCUCAUUACUCCUUGUUCUCCUCCUGUGAAAGCAGCAAGUUCAGCUGAAAGGUUUUCCCUUAACCUGCAUCGCUAUCAAAGAGGUCACCUGCCGAGUCAGAACAUUUUUUGUUUCCUAUAGUAAAUACAGGAUCCGUGCCAUAUGGCACACCUUGUAUUUCAUACCACACAAAUAUCUGACUUUAUCUCUAUCCGCCUCAUUUGUGGACUUUGAGUUCUGCUGACUACUUUGGCAUGGAUGCAACUGGCUCACUACAUGAUGACCAUGGGUGUUUUUGAAGAUUGUGUGUUCUUCCUUAAAGUGACUAAUUUAUCCAUUAAAGAGAAGGAAGCAUUGCACAGCUCAAUAACUUCAAAUGGAGGUGGUGUAUCUUUUAUACUGAAUCACAAGUGCACUCAUGUGUUGGUGGAUACCACUGGCUCUCUAAGUGAUUCCCAACUGAAAACUGUCCAGAAGCAUCAGAUUCUAAUUGUAGAAGCAGAUUAUGUGGGGGAAUGUAUAGAGAAGCAGAGCCUUAUUAAAAAUUAUCAGUAUCCAAAGGGUGUGCCACCAAGUGAAAAACAAGCACAGAUGAUGCAAGCAGAUCACAAGAAUACACUGUAUACAAUACCGAGCUCAAGGGAAAACAAGAAUAAUAUACAGGACAGGGAUCAUUGGAACGAUGAUGAAAAUAAUAUCACUGAUCCUCCCAAUGCUGAGAUGGUAAAAUACUGUUUCCUUCAAAAAGGAUCACAAGUGGCUGUUUUCGAGCUGUUGCGCUUUCCAGAAUCAUCAUCAUUCAGAAUAUGUACAAUAGUCUGCCAUCUCAAUGGAUCAGAGAGAGACUGCUGCUUUCAGUUCGCAGACAAUAUUGAGUUGGCUUGUCAUAAGUAUGAAAGACGCAUUGAAGAGCUAAAAAAGGAUGGCUACAAGGUUAUGAAAAGGAUUCCAAAAGAUAUUAUAAAAUCCCUAUCAGAGACACUGCAGAAGGUGUUAAUCGAAGACAACAUAAUUCUGCCCAAAAUGUCUCUGGAGGUCAAGUAUUUUGUGGAAACAGUUUGGACUGAGGCUCUCAGUCACAUGGAAAAGAUCCUCUCUUGCCCAGUAAACAGCAUCAAUCUCAUGGAUGUAAACAAAGCGGAGGGAGUUCUACUUUAUGUGAGGAAAUUACUGGACACAGGAACAGAAUCUGCUGAAAUAAAGAAAGUAAUGGCUGAGUUUUAUCAGCUCAUUCCCCAUAAGGAACCUGUGCUGGCCAAUAUUGAUGUGAAGCUUCUGUUGAUAAAGAUGGAUUUGUGUCAGCUUAUUCGAGACAUUGUGAAUGUGUGUGAGAUAAACUUUGGAGAUCUCAACCCAAGCAGCUUUGCAAAGUACCGUGCCCUGCAAUGCAGAAUAGAGCACAUUGAUCCUGAGUCUGAGGAGUUUCUUCAGGUGUCACAGCAAAUUCUGAAGAACCAACACGGUGAAGAAAUGAUUAAAAUAAUAAACUUAUUCCACAUUUCAAAACCAAGCGAAGCUGUGGAAUUUGAAAGAAAUCUUGGGAACAUCAGGUCCCUCAUUCAUGCAUCCUCACCUCACAGUUUUGUUGGGAUCCUUUACCGCGGGCUGCUCUUGCCAAAAUUCAUUGAAGAUGAUUCGGGUUUGCUGAGAACCGAUUCAGGAAAUCAUGGAAGUGGAAUUUAUUUCAGCAAUUCAAUAAGUUCAAGUGUUAAAUACGCAGAACCCUCUAUAACCAAUGGGGCACGUCUCCUGGUGGUCUGUGAUGUGGCUCUUGGUAACUGCAAGAAUGUCUACAAGAGGGAUUUCUCCUUAACUGCAGCUUCAAGUGGCUUUCACAGUGUUCAAAGUGUCCGGCAAAUUCCAUAUGCAAGAAUAGAUUUCAAGGAUGAAGAAUUUUUGGUGUAUAAGAAGGAUCAAGUGAGAAUGAGAUAUGUUGUUCAGUUCUGCACCGAUAAAGACACUGUGAACAUGGAACACAAUAAACUUCCUAUGGAGCUGGAGAACAUAGAAGAAGAUGGUGAAAGAGAACAAGUGCAAUCAGAUGAUGAAGAAGAGAAAGUGCAAUCAGAUGAUGAAGAAGAGAAAGUGCAAUCAGAUGAUGAAGGAGAGAAAGUGCAAUCAGAUGAUGAUGGGGAACAAGUACAAUCAGAUGAUGAAUCAGAGAAUGAGCCACCAAUGAAGAGCAUAAUACAUGGUCUUCAGAGCAUUGAUGGCAAGCAGAUUCCUCAGGAUAGUGUUCAUGUAAAAGCCAAAAUAAUAGAUAUCGCUGCAGAGGUUACACUUUUCCAGACAUAUGUAAGUCAUUCUACGGACCCCAUAGAGGCUAAAUAUGUUUCUCCACUGGACAGCAAUGCAACUGUAUGUGGAUUUGAAGCAUUUAUAAAUGGAAGACACUUUAUAGGAGAGGUUAAAGAAAAGGAGCGGUCACAUGAGGAGUACAGGGCGGCUAUCAGCGAGGGACAUGGUGUUUAUUUUAUGGAAGAGGAGGCUGAUGGCAUCUUCUCAGUGAGUCUUGCAACCCUGCCUCCAGAAGCCACUGUCAUCAUUAAAGUCACCUACUUAACAGUGCUGAGUCGGGAUCAAGAUAGCCUUCCUGUACGAUUCCUCAUUCCCCCUACAGUGACAUCUUGGGAAACGAAUGAGAAAGAAUACACUCAGUAUGAAGGUGUGGAAAACCUUGCGCCAGAGGGUUGUUUCUCUCUGGAUCUAUCUAUUGAGAUGCCUUGCAAAAUUGAAUCUUUUUAUUGCAAAACACACCUGAUUAAAGUAAAAAAAACUGACCGUAAAGCUGUGAUCACAUCAAAAGACAUUGAUAUGAACUCUACAGGCUUUUGUCUGGAUAUCACAUUGGAAGAAUAUUCGUUUCCUAGAUUGUGGGUUGAAAAACACCCUGAUGAAGACAGUGAAGCAUGCAUGCUGGUGUUUCACUCCAGUCUCGAAGAUACAUUUGAUAAAUGGAAUGUAACAAUCUGCCUUGAUUGCUCCAAUUCUAUGGAAUCCUGUUUUGAAACGGCAAAGCAGAUCGCUCUAACUGCAGCUCGUAACCUUCUUGUAUACCACAAGCUAAAUGUAGUCCUUUUUGGAACAAAUUAUAUGGAAUUGUAUGCCUAUACAAAAUCACACCACUAUGAGCAAUUGGAGUUGCAAGAGUUUAUCAACCUGGCAAAGCCAAACAUGGGGAGCACAGAACUGUGGAAAUUUUUGCAGGCCUUAACUUUGCAGCCUCCAUCCACUGGAAUGCAUAAAAUUCUUCUUAUAUCUGAUGGACACAUACAGAAUGAAAGUCUUGUUUUUAAAAUCCUGAACCAGAAUGCUGGGAAAAUGAGUAUAUACGGCUGUGCUGUUGGUGCAACAGCAAAUCGUCAUAUGCUGAGUUCUUUGUCACAACAAAGUCAUGGUACCUGUGAAUAUUUUGAAGAUGCAACUAUAUUGGAAACAAAAGUGUCUCUGCAGACUUUGAGAAUAUGCUUAUCUUCAUGCCAGGAUAUUUCUGUUAAGUGGCAGCAAGCUAAUGAAAACUAUCCAAAACCAGUACAAGCUCCAGCACACAUUGCCCCUUUGUUCCCUUAUAAGCACCUCCUGGUUUUUGCAUUUGUUCCUGAUUGCACUCAGGUGACAUUUAAAGCUUUAUGUAAAGAUCAAGAGCUUGACACUGUGGUCUCAGAUGGCGAAUUACAGAAAACGACAGGAACGAUGCUUCACAGAAUGACCGCUAGAGCAAUUAUUAGUGACUGUGAGGGUGGAAUCCUUCAUUUAAAAGAGCAUGAGCACGAGAUGAAAAAACAACAAUUAAAACCCUUUAUUAUUGGUCUUAGCAAGAAGUACUCAAUUGUGAGUCAAUUUACAAGCUUUGUUGCCGGAGAAAAACAAGAUGAGCAGGGAAAUCAGGAGAACUGGGUGCAGAAAGUGCUUGAAAUGAUUUCAGCAAUAAAUGUUGACAUUCUACCACACAUGGACUGGGAUCGUAAAAAACAGAAAACUCCGUGGCAGAAAACUAUCCGCUAUAGAAAUAUAAUGUGGAGAGCAGGUUAUUUUCGAACCGAUGAGGAAAGACCUGGCAGUUGUGACCACAGUUCUGAUGGUGAAGAAGGAUCUGAUCCAGUGACUCCUCAUACUGCACAUGAAGAUCCCACAGCACCAAAGACUUCCUCAUUGUCCCAUAAAGAAGGAAAAUGUCCAUCUUUUUCUUCACUGUCUGCUCUACAGUGUGAGGAGGGAUACUGGCAGCUGAAUGAAGCUCUCGGAUCUUUGAUAAACAUCAAUGUCAACUACUUGUGCAAUGACUUUUUAGUAAAAAAUGGUAUCCAGUCCCUUGGGAGAAAAGGAAAGGAGGAGAUUCCAAAACUCAUUGCCACAUUAUUGGUGCUGCAAGUAAUCCGCACUAAUAACUUGCAGGGCAUAAAGUGUAGGACUUUGAUGUCACUGGAUGAAUCUUCCUGCGCCAGCCAUUUCCAGCAGACAACUGAGAAAGCCAUGGAAUGGGUGAAAAAGAGAGACAAUCAGUAUCCUGGCAUCUGUUAUCGACUCGGCUUGGGCAAAGACUGGGAAUCUGCCACCCGGAAGUUAUUGUCCAUUGAUCCAGUGGAUCCUUCCUCUGAUCUUUAUCCUGCUCUGACCAGUGACACAACCAACAUUUAACUCAAAUCAUUGUUACUGUUUGGGGUAGAACUGGACAGAAUAAUGUGGUGGGAUGAGCAGGUGCCACAUCCAGUAGCCUAUACAGAACUCAUAAUCACACUCCCUUCUCUAUUCUUCUUGUCUCUUUCCAUGUUAAUUAAACAUAUGAAUAAACA